AUGGAUGCUUUACACCAUCCAUUGGACCACAAUACCGCCUCUCCCCAAUCCUACCUAUUUACUGACUGGGAGAUUGAAAAAAAUCACGUAUGUCCAGGACCUCUCUUAUACGAUAAAGGAUUUCUUAGAGACACACUCUGGUACAGGAAGGCCCCCGAAGAACGCCUGGAAAUGGUGCAUAAAGAGGGAGCUCUAUGUAAUAAACAACGGGGGAGGGGACUUUACUGCAUUCCGAUAAAGGAAGCGACCAGUUCCUUUGAUUUACGAAAAUUGUAUUUAAAUAAGCCGAUGGAUAAAUAUAACAUAGGACCCCGAGCGCCAUAUUGGUACCACCUGCAGCUUCUAUUUCCAGUCUGCAUUACCUUCUCAAAGGGAGACAUUCUUCAGGUUUAUAGUUUCCUUCCGACAGUGGACCGGAAGUCCCCUAAUUACCUCCGCAAACAGGAAGGAAAUCCUCGGAGGGCCCCUCAGCUCCUGAGGAGCCUGGAACUCCAAGAUAAGGAAGCCAUCGAUUGGACUAACCGUGGUUUACGGCGGUCCAGGUGCGCCCCCAAACAAAAAUUACUCACAUAA
Molecule: messenger RNA, 573 nt
Organism: Nezara viridula (southern green stink bug)
Lineage: Eukaryota; Metazoa; Arthropoda; Insecta; Hemiptera; Pentatomidae
Source: the annotation of a GenBank genome assembly